AUGGGAGCCCAUCGGAAGAAGCCUGGAAAGAAGCAGCGUCUGGGGAGAAAGGAAGCAAGACGCCGUGAUGCCCAGGCCGCUGCUGAAGCUGGCGCGAAGCUCUCGGCGAUGAAUACCUACUUUCCCUCGUCCGUACCCGAGGCAGCAGAGGCGUUUGGCGUCAGCCAGAACGAACAGAGCGAGGGACUGAACGUCGUCUUGGAGCCUCAGAAAAGAGCCAAGAAGCUCAAGCAGAAGAUCACUAGAGGCCAGUUCGAGGAUCAUCACCGACGCCUGAAGCUUCUGGAGCUCCAUGUUGAAGCUGCUGCCAAUAUCUUCAACAACAUCAAGAGCAACCACGAGACGCUUUCCGACCACAUCGCCAAAGACCUCAGAAAUCUCAUCAGAAACUUUUCGGCUGCCUGUGCCGACGGAAGAGCGAUUCGAAGCACGGCGAAUGAUGCGCUGGCUGGUGUGAACCGUCUUGAGACUACCGUGAAGAAUCUCGAGGCCAGCGUGGAGCAGCUUGAAGCUAUGGCCGAAGACCUCACAGCAAACGACGCCGCGGCAAACGGCACCACAGCUGACGUGAUGACUCUCGAGACUGGCAUGGAGAACCUCGAAGCCAGCCUGGAGGAUCUGACGGCUGACGUGAAGGGUCUUACGGCUGCCUCCGCAAAGCAAGCUCAGGGCAUCGAGAAAAUCCGAGAAAGUCACCAGGCAGAGAUGGCGCCGACGAGGGAGAAGUUCGAUGCCGCGGUCAAGACCAUGGAGGAGCGGAUUUCUGCGAUCGAGAGCCAAGUCGAGCAGCUGGUGAAGGGCGCCUCGAGGAGCGCAGCUCAACAGCCCGCCGACCUGACCAAAGGUGGUCGAGCUCAGCAAGUGUGGAAGGGACGCCUUCGCUCUGGCAAGAAGGGAUGA
This is a messenger RNA of Colletotrichum siamense, 900 nucleotides long. RefSeq lists its product as uncharacterized. The transcript has 2 exons. The record is from RefSeq and is a predicted model, not a curated record. Lineage: Eukaryota; Fungi; Ascomycota; Sordariomycetes; Glomerellales; Glomerellaceae. Bases 1 to 900 code for a protein of 299 amino acids.